Molecule: messenger RNA, 2902 nt
Organism: Phyllopteryx taeniolatus (common seadragon)
Lineage: Eukaryota; Metazoa; Chordata; Actinopteri; Syngnathiformes; Syngnathidae
Gene: plvapa
Product: plasmalemma vesicle associated protein a
Exons: 6
Coding region: 239-2629 (796 amino acids)
Biological process (GO): regulation of vascular permeability; positive regulation of cellular extravasation
Cellular component (GO): caveola
Source: RefSeq, a predicted model, not a curated record
AUGUUUCCACCUCACCCACAAUCUGAUCGAUUCUCAUGUUUUCAUCACCAUACAAAGGAAACGUCUGGUCCACUUUUGUAGUGUUUGGGGCUUUGUCAGACAAACGGGCACCGGCCCUACAAUAUGUGGACGUAGCCUCCAAGCUGCCCUCAUAUGCCCUCAUGUUAUCUGGAUUGCAGAGUGCUUAGGAGGAACUUGUGCUUCUUUCUCUCCGACCUUCUUUGGUCCACCAGCAGUGAUGUAUAGCAGCGGCUACUCCCAGGUGUCCAAAGCCAACCGGCAGGCUCAAAAGAAGAUGCAGUAUCGGUCAAAGGGCAAAAGCUGUGGCUACUACAUGAGGAUCAUCUUCUUCUUCUCCUCACUGAUUCAGUCACUCAUCAUAGUGAGCCUGGUUCUCUUCUUGGUCUAUGGCAAGACGCAGGACUCUGCUUCAACAACACGCAUACAGGACUUGGAGGAGAGCUUCAGUCGGCUCUCCAUUGAGAACGUCGCCCUCAGGCAGCAGAGGAGGAACCUGACAACACUACUCAACGUCACCCUAACUGAGAAGACCCGCAACGGCUGGGACCUGCUGAGAAUUCGACGCUUGUCAAACAUGUCUGUGAUGUUUAUUCAAGACCUGGACAAGAGACUGCAACAGACAAAUAUUGAACUGAUGAUGUGCAGGAACCAGGAGCGUUUUCCUCCAAACUGCCCACAACCUCUACUGCGAACAGUGUCUCAGAUUGGAGGUGAUAACUGUGGGCUGCAGAUGGAGCGGGUGACUGCUAGACUUGAACUUGUGGAAUCCAACUUUACGCAAACAACACAGAAGAUGAGAAUGGAAAUCGACCAGAUUACCAAAGACAGGGACAACUUUAACCUGGAAGCCAUCCGUCUAAGAAGAGACAAGGCCGUUCAUCUAAAGGAGAUUGAGUUUUGCAGACAAAGAUGCAAAGAAGACUUUGUUCAGUCCUUGAGUGGUGUCUCCAAUGUCUCAAGAGCUUUUCUACUGAAGAUUGAAUCCCUCUUCCCGGCCCACAUUGCCUUCCAGCUCACCUGUGAGAAACAGAGAGAUCACUUGGAGCAGAUCCGCAUCAACUGCACCAGUUUGUCUCGAGAGGUGGAGGACAGGUUCCAGAGCUACCUGAAUAAUGUAGGUGAUCAUAUGUCUGAGAUCCAGUCUCAGAACAGCCGCUUGAAGGCUGAGAACCUGCGACGGUCUGAUGACUACCGUGUAUGCAGUCAAAACCGCUCGGGUCUGAUCAUAGAGCACAGACAAACCCUAGAGAAGCUUCAGCUGAAACAUGACAACGACUAUGAGAGGCUUCUUUUGGAGAAAAACAGGUUCAGCGGAGAUAUUGAAGUCCUGGAAAACAGCGUCAAAUACAAAAAUAAAGAAGUACAACACCUCACAGAGCAACUCAGGCAGCUCACCAUUUCCUGCAUGCCUAAGACUGGAUUUGGUGGCUUACCAGGACCUGGCAUGGGACAGUUUGGGAGGGGAGGUUCUGAUGGUUUUAGCUCAAACUUCAAUUCACCCGCUUUAGGAUCAGGCAAACCAGGAUUAACUGGGUUGGGCUCAUCAACGUUUGGGUCAACUGGGUUAAAUCCAAAUCUUGGUUCAACUGGCUCAGGAUUAAAUAGGUUUGGAUCAACUGGGUUGGGCUCCUCAAGUGUCAGUUCAACUGGUUUAGGAUUAAACAAACAGGGUUCAACUGGGUUGGGCUCCUCAAGUGUCAGUUCAACUGGGUCAGGAUUAAACAAACUAGGAUCAACGGGGGUGGGCUCUUCGAGUCUUGGUUCAACUGGGCCAGGAUUAAACAAACUAGGCUCAACAAGGUUAGGUUCCUCUGGUCUUGGCUCAGCUGGGUCAGGAAUAAAUAAACCAGGCUCAACAGGUUUAGGUUCCUCUGGUCUUGGCUCAGCUGGGUCAGGAAUAAAUAAACUAGGCUCAACGGGUUUAGGUUCCUCUGGUCUUGGCUCAACUGGGCCUGGAUUAAACAAACCAGGCUCAACAGGGUUAGGUUCCUCUGGUCUUGGCACAGCUGGGUCAGGAAUAAAUAAACCAGGCUCAACAGGUUUAGGUUCCUCUGGUCUUGGCUCAGCUGGGUCAGGAAUAAACAAAUUAGGUUCAAAUGGGUUAGGCUCCUCAAGUCUCGGCUCAAAUAGGUCAGGAAUAAAUAAAUUAGGUUCAAAUGGGUUAGGCUCCUCAAGUCUUGGCUCAACUGGGACAGGAUUAACCAAACCAGGGUCAACGGGAUUGGGCUCUUCGAGCCUUGGGUCAACUGGGUCAGGAUUAAAUAAAUUAGGAUCAAGUGGUUUGGGCACUUCGAGUCUUGGCUCAACUGGAUCAAAUAAUAAACCAACAUCAAGUCUUAUAAGCUCUGGUCUUGGGUCAAGUGGGUCAUUGAGUUCUGUAUUUUCCCGGUUGGGGCUUGCGUCAAGCAACAGUAACACGGGACAAAGUAAGCCAGGAAGUGGAACAGGAAGAGGAACAUCAAGUGGAUCUUCACUUGGAACAGGACGGACCGGUGGUCUGGGAGUUGGAUCACUCCCCAUUGCUCAGCACCUUGAAGAGCUGCAACGUAUCAUCAACCCCUCUUACUCCUAUGAAGAGAGACAAGAGCUGUCCAGAAUGUUGGGUUAGUCCAUCGUAAGGAAAAAUGAAAACUGAGAGGGAUUUAUCAAUGCCAGCCCAUAAAGUUCCCCAUGGCUUUCUUUAUAUGUGUUUUAUAAUAUGCUCUCUUCAAGAUGUUGAAUACUACAAUAUGCACAUUCAAAAGAAUAUACAAACUUAAGCACUUUUUUAUACAGAAUUUGAAAUCUGUAUUUUAAUCACAUGUAUCUCUAAGUGUGUACAAUUGUGAGAACAAGCACAUGUGGUAUUUUUAAACUUGCAAAUACAGAAGUCUUUGUUCAA